This is a messenger RNA of Impatiens glandulifera, 1910 nucleotides long. Its product is annotated as aldehyde dehydrogenase family 3 member H1-like. Lineage: Eukaryota; Viridiplantae; Streptophyta; Magnoliopsida; Ericales; Balsaminaceae. Bases 269 to 1732 code for a protein of 487 amino acids. Gene Ontology annotation, biological process: aldehyde metabolic process. The record is from RefSeq and is a predicted model, not a curated record. The transcript is spliced from 10 exons. Gene Ontology annotation, molecular function: aldehyde dehydrogenase (NAD+) activity. Gene Ontology annotation, cellular component: cytoplasm.
UCUCUUUCUCUCUCAAAAGAACAACACUGUCUUGUAAAUUGAGAAAGGAAAGAUUGGAUAUUGUUGUUUCCUUCCUUGGAUAUAUCUCCCAAUCAGUCGUCUCUUCCGAUCGUCAUUUCUCUCUCCAUACGAAAUCCAAGAACUUAUCUAAAGCUAUAUAUAUAUAUAAUUCUCUUUUGUCUCUCUGCACUUUGUGCUAGCUGCCCAAUCCAUUCACUAAGUUCUCUUCUUCUUCUUUCAUACUUGUUCAUCGACUGAAUCCGUAAUAAUGGACUCCGUUGAGUUAAAGAAGGAAGUGUUCGGCUCCAAAGACGCAAGUUCCCUGGUUGAUAAGCUUAGAGCCACGUUCGCCGGCGGGAAAACAAAGAUCUACGAAUGGAGAGUCGCCCAACUCAAGUGCUUGAUGAAAAUGAUCAAUGAUCAUGAAACCGAUAUCAUCGAUGCUCUACGCUCCGACCUUUCCAAACCUGUAACUGAGGCCUUCGUAUCCGAGCUUGCCAUGGUGAAAUCCUCCAUUGAUUUCACACUCAAAGGACUAAAACAUUGGAUGAAGUCUGAGAAGGUAAAAAGCACAAUAACUACGUUUCCUUCAUCAGCAGAAAUAAUGCCAGAACCACUUGGGGUUGUAUUGGUGAUAUCGGCAUGGAAUUAUCCUUUUUAUCUAUCUCUUGAUCCCGUCAUUGGAGCAAUUUCAGCCGGAAAUGCUGUGGUUUUGAAGCCCUCGGAGAUUUCUCCCUCAACAUCCUCACUGUUUGCAAAGUUGUUGCCAGAAUAUAUCGAUACAACUGCCAUUCAAGUUGUUGAGGGUGGUGUUCCUGAAACUUCAGCCUUACUGGAGCAAAGAUGGGAUAAGAUAUUCUAUACAGGCAAUGGAAAGGUGGCUCGUGUUGUGAUGACAGCUGCUGCAAAGUAUCUUACACCUGUUACACUGGAACUUGGAGGAAAAUGUCCCGUUUUCAUUGAUUCAGAUGUUAAUUUGAAAGUAACAACAAGGAGGCUUAUUGGAGGAAAAUGGGGAUUAAACAAUGGGCAAGCAUGCAUUUCUGCUGAUCAUGUUAUAACAACAAAAGAUUUUGCUCCAAAGUUGAUAGAGUCUUUGAAGCAUGAGUUGGAGAAAUUCUUCGGAAAGGACCCAAUGGAAUCUGAAGACAUAUCACGUAUAGUGAACCUUAACCACUUUCAUCGCCUAAAAAAGCUAUUGGAUGAUGAUAAACUUUCAGGAAAGAUAGUUCAUGGAGGCCAAACUGAUGAAAAAAAAUUGAAGAUCGCUCCGACCAUAUUACUUGAUGUACCCGACGACGCUCUCGUAAUGAAUGAAGAGAUAUUCGGUCCUUUGCUUCCCAUAGUUACGGUUGAGACGCUGGAACAGGGCUUUGAGGCUUUGAGGUCGAAGGAGAAACCACUAGCAGCUUAUUUAUUUACCAAUAACAAGAAGCUUAAAGAGGAGUUUCUUACAAAAGUUUCAGCUGGGGGUUUGCUCAUCAAUGAUAUUGCUCUUCAUCUUGCAAAUCCUUACCUACCCUUUGGAGGAGUUGGAGAAAGUGGAAUUGGUGGUUAUCAUGGAAAAUUCUCUUUUGAUACUUUCAGCCAUAAGAAGGCUGUUUUGAGCCGAAGUUUCAUAGGUGAUGCAUCGGCUAGAUAUCCACCCUACACACCUGGGAAGCUUAAAUUACUAAGAGCUCUACUAAGUGGAAGUUUUAUCGGCAUUAUUCGUGCUUUGUUUGGGCUGUGAAAAGCUUGAUUUACGGGUAUUUCUCUAGAUUUGUGGUUUAAGUUUGAUAUAUCAUUUGCAAUUGUGCCUUUUAUGUUAUAUAUAGUUAAGUUAUGACUUGUAACUGUUGCAUUCAUAUAUUAUUUCCUCUUUGUAUUUAGAAAAUCAAAUCAAUUUGAAUUUAUAUUUGUUUCAAGGA